Messenger RNA from Pistacia vera, 948 nucleotides. RefSeq lists its product as uncharacterized. The transcript has 3 exons. The record is from RefSeq and is a predicted model, not a curated record. The coding region runs from base 1 to 948 and encodes 315 amino acids. Lineage: Eukaryota; Viridiplantae; Streptophyta; Magnoliopsida; Sapindales; Anacardiaceae.
AUGGCUAAGGAAGAAGCAAAAGCAAUUAGCUUGAAGGCCUUGGUGGAUAAAGAGAACAAUAGAGUUAUAUUUGCGGAAACAGACGAGGAUUUUACUGAUGUUCUCUUUAGUUUCUUGACAAUGCCCAUGGGAACAAUCAUCAGGCUUCUUUCUAAUAAUAAUCAACCACCACCUGUGGGAAUAGGUUGCAUGAACAAUUUGUAUGAAAGCAUUAAGAAUCUUGACAUGCUGUGUUUCCGGAAUGAAGCAUGCAAGACCAUGUUGCUAUGGCCCAAAAACGGCGCUGCACCUCAGAACAAGAGACUAAAAUUGCAAAUUGACGAUAGCGAGCUGCAGAGGUACUUCUUGUGCAAUGAGGAUUGCACCCUUAAUACGCACAAGUUACUGAGUCUCUACCCUAAUGCUGUUUGCGAAUGUGGAGGGCUCAUGGAUAGGACGAUCGAGUUGUCAGAGAAUGAUAAUAUACAAAAGUUAGUUUCUGAUGCUCGAGAUAGAGGAGUGUUUGUUCAAGGACUGGCCCAAUUUAUAAUAAGUGAUGAAUUACAAGUAAAGCCCUCAUCAGUAGAUGCAAGCCUUUCUGUAUUAUCCAAGCUAGGUUACAUGGACUUUAGCACCAUUGAGGAGCACAACAUCGAUAUAGGAGUAGAUGAGGUUCUCGCUUUGCUCAAGUGCUCACUAGUGUCAAAGACACCGUUGACAGAAACUCUGUUGAAACAAAUUUCAGCACCAAAGUUCGGCGAAGAAGAUUUUGAUCAGAACAUCUAUGUUGAAUAUAAAUUACAAGAACCCGAAUCAAAUGUGGCUGAGAAUAUUAAUGACAAAUUAGAUUUUGAUCAGAACAUGUAUGUUGAAUCUAAAAUAGAAGAAUCAGAAUCAAAUGUGGAUGGGAGGAUUCAUGUAAAGCUUAUCAUCAGCAAAUCCAAGAAUAUGUCCAAAGCUCGCCCCUGA